CAAAAAAAAAACUAGUUUUGUUAAAUUAUUGGGCUUGGCUUAAACUAGGCGAAUGAUAGAUUGUAAACCUGUUAAUGUCACUACAGCUUUCGUCUAUCGAAGAGCUUCUAGAUCGGGACUAUUCUAUCACCUCCGAAUUCCUAAAUCUUUGCUCCGCUUCCCGUUCAGGAGAAUGAGAAUAGUGGGUCUAACGGGAGGCAUAGCGUCUGGGAAGAGUACAGUCUCCAACCUCUUCAAAGCUAAUGGCAUUCCUGUUGUUGAUGCUGAUGUCAUUGCUCGUAAUGUACUGAAGAAAGGAAGUGGUGGAUGGAAGAGAGUAGUUGCAGCUUUUGGGGAGGAGAUUCUUCUUCCUAGUAGAGAAGUUGAUCGGCCAAAGCUUGGUCAGAUGGUCUUCUCUUCAGAUUCCAAGCGCCAGCUUCUCAACAAGUUAAUGGCUCCGUACAUAUCAUCUGGUAUCUUUUGGGAGAUCCUGAAACAAUGGGUCAAAGGAGCUAAAGUGAUAGUUGUCGAUAUCCCAUUGCUGUUCGAAACUAAGAUGGAUAAAUGGACAAAACCCGUUGUUGUUGUGUGGGUUAGUCAAGAAACACAGCUCAAUAGACUGAUGGAGAGAGAUGGACUGAGUGAGGAAGAUGCAAGAAACAGAGUGAUGGCUCAGAUGUCUUUGGAUUUGAAAAGAAGCAGAGCGGAUAUUGUGAUUGAUAAUAAUGGCGGUCUUGACGAGCUCCACCAACAGUUUGACAAGGUUUUGUCUGAGAUCAGAAGACCAUUGACAUGGAUUGAGUUUUGGCGUUCAAGGCAAGGCGCCUUCUCGAUCCUUGGUUUGGUGACUUCUGGACUACUUGUUUGCAAACAACUCAAUUAGCUCUUACCAUUUUAUAUUUUUCUUUCUUUCAAACUGUUUUAACUCGAGUGUUCUUGUUGAGGUUUGGUCGAUUUUAAGCUGCUGGAAAGAUGGUAUUGCCGUGUGGAGGCUAGG
This is a messenger RNA of Raphanus sativus (radish), 976 nucleotides long. Its product is annotated as dephospho-CoA kinase. The coding region runs from base 53 to 862 and encodes 269 amino acids. Lineage: Eukaryota; Viridiplantae; Streptophyta; Magnoliopsida; Brassicales; Brassicaceae. Gene Ontology annotation, biological process: coenzyme A biosynthetic process. Gene Ontology annotation, molecular function: ATP binding; dephospho-CoA kinase activity. The transcript is spliced from 4 exons. The record is from RefSeq and is a predicted model, not a curated record.